ACGAACUGAUCUCACGACCAGAAAUCUGACCGUGCAGAUCACGCGAAAUAAGGCGAUGAGGAGGAUAAAUAACUCCGUGUUAUUCCUAAAAACUCCAGCUGUGGACUGAACCGACAGCUGAUCCGCUUCACACCCUGUGACGUGGGAGGAGCCACGUGACGCGAGGGUGAAGACAAACGGGAGAAGGAUAAAUGCAGAAGAAACCACCUUUAAAUUUUGCUUGUCGUUUUUCAGUGGGCGAAGUCUUUUAUUUUAUUUAUUUAUUUAUUUAUUUUUUUUGUCUUUUCCUUCUGCAUCGUGGGGCUCACUUUGGAUUGGAUGGCGAUGCAAUGUGCCUUUAUGACACACCACUGACAGUGUGCAGAGGGGGAAAAGAGCAGCAAUGCUACUGAUGUGUCCUCAAGGAACAUGGGAAUGGAACUUCUUCAGCUAAAGGAGUGACGCUGUGCUUUUCCUGUUUUGUCUGCAGUCUGAGCACUAUGAGGGAGGGGAGCAUUUUCUGUUUACAGUGGACGACAACCAGUAACGGAGAUCCCAGACUGCUGAAGUGUUUGACAAAAGCCUACUGGACUUGAUGACAACAACAUAAAGGACAGUUGGUGGGACUAGGAGUUAGUGGACGAGGGAUAUAUAUGUGAAGUGAGAGUGGACAGAAGGUGAAAAGAAUGAAAGGAAGACCACAAGUAGAAAGUAAGAAGUUAAGAAUGCAGAGAUAAAAUAACACACUCGACUGUUGGGAAAACAGGAGAGGAGGGCUUUCCAGGAUUCUGAGAGUAUCUUCAAAACAAGAAGUCGUAGAAAUGUUUAUGAAUUUCCGCCGUAUUCAUAAGUGUCAGUGCGUGCAGCUGCUCACCACAGGCUUGCUGUUGUGUGUGGUGAUGGUGUGCUGGGAGGAGCUUGACCACCACGUGGUCAGCCACGUGAGAUCCUACUCCUACCGCUAUUUGGACAACAGCUACGACUUUGUCAACUCUUCCUUUGCCAUCACAACAAACCGCGGCCAUAACCGCAGAAGCGGCAGUUCCCACCUCGUAGAUGGCGGGUUUGUGAGCUACCCUUACCUCAUCAACCACCCGUGCAAAUGCAAAGCUGCGGAUGAGAAGACGUGGGAAGAAGUCCUCCUGCUUUUGUUUGUGAAAUCAUCUCCAGAGAACUUUGAGCAAAGGCAGGCGAUUAGGGACUCCUGGGGCAACCAAAGCUUUGCCCAGUCUGAAAUGGGGGCAAGUGUGAGGGUGCUGUUUGCUGUUGGUGUACCUUCAGAUGUCCUGCAGAGGAGCAGUGUGCAAAAAGCACUGCUCCAUGAGGACCAGGCUUAUGGCGACCUGAUUCAGCAGGACUUCGUGGACACCUUCCACAACCUGACUACGAAACUGAUCCUUCAGUUCCACUGGGUCCACCAGUAUUGCCCUCAGGCUGAUUUCCUCAUGUCUGCAGAUGACGACAUCUUUGUGCACAUGCCCAACUUGUUGAAGUACCUGUCACACCUCAAAAGUAGCCAGGCAGGGGCUAGAGACGUCUGGGUGGGGCACGUACACAGAGGCGCCCCCCCUGUUCGACGUAAGGACAGUAAAUACUACGUCCCCUAUGAGCUGUAUCCUUGGGCUUCCUACCCCGACUACACCUCUGGUGCAGGGUACGUGGUAUCAGGCGACGUAGCCGCGAAGAUAUACCAGGCUACUCUGCUGCUGAACACCUCCAUGUACAUAGACGACGUCUUCAUGGGAAUUUGUGCCAAGGCAAUGGGGGUCUCUCCCCAGGAGCACGUGUACUUUUCAGGGGAGGGAAAGACUCCUUACAACCCCUGCAUCUAUGAUCGAAUGAUCACAUCACACGGCCAUAUCACAGAUGUGCGCUUCCUGUGGCAGUCGGUGACCGGCCAUGAAGCGUAUAGGCACUCCAAAGGAUUUCUGAGUAAUCUGUACUGCACAGCGGUAAAAGUGAUGCUGCUGUGUCGACCUCAUUACCAGAACACUUAUUCCUGUAUGGCAGCUUUUUCAUAAUUGGACCUUUUAUGUGAUGUGACAACUGCUGAAUGUGUGUGACACACACACACACCCUGCCACUCAUUGCAGCAUUUUAAUGUGAUUUUAAUAUUUCACCGUUUCGGCGAAGUGGUUCACAGACUUCAUGAAUAUGUUUGCCAUCUUGUAGUAAAGAUCGAAGCUGUUCCAUCAGCUUUCACUCCAUUAUAGUGCGAAAGGGCAGAGCUGGUAAAACCUGUCUCAGGAGUAUUUACAUAACCGCCUUUGUCUCUCUGUACACAGAAGGGCACAUUUUACCUGCCAGCUACAGAAGUUCAGUGCUGUCAGGAGGAAGACGCACACUGUAAACUAGCUGGCAGUAUGCAUUUUUUUUUUUGUUACUGUCACGGUGGCACCUGAUGAAGUUAACUUCAUGCUCUGAAGACCUUUUCAAGAAACUGAAUUCAAUUAUGUUUUAAUGUUUGCUACUUAGUUGUGGUUUGAAAGGUUGUCUUUUAUUUUUUAAAUGAGCCUUAAACCACAAAGUUGUCAAGACUACAUUUUUGGUAACAUAUGAAGCUGUUUGGUUGGAUUGCUCUGACAAUGUGAAAUAAACCCUGGAGAAUCUUUA
This is a messenger RNA of Thalassophryne amazonica, 2592 nucleotides long. It is a transcript of the gene b3gnt5a, whose product is annotated as UDP-GlcNAc:betaGal beta-1,3-N-acetylglucosaminyltransferase 5a. The transcript is spliced from 2 exons. Lineage: Eukaryota; Metazoa; Chordata; Actinopteri; Batrachoidiformes; Batrachoididae. Bases 801 to 2000 code for a protein of 399 amino acids. Gene Ontology annotation, biological process: brain development. Gene Ontology annotation, cellular component: membrane. The record is from RefSeq and is a predicted model, not a curated record.